AUGUUGACCCCAACUCGUUCAGCUUUGCGAUUUAACUGGUUAAAGUCGAGGAAUUAUGGAUUUCGCCAUAAUUCAUCUUAUCCCGUGAACCAAUUCGCUGAAUUAGCCCGCCGUCCCUCCUCUUUACACCAAAUCUACACAUCUCUAUCCACAGACCCCUACGUGAACCUAUCAAUCGAGCACUUCCUCCUCCAACAUGCCCCAGACGAAUCAAGCGUUUUAUUCCUCUACGCCAAUCGACCAUGUGUAGUCAUUGGGCGCAAUCAGAACCCAUGGUUAGAGACAGAUCUCCGCGCCCUCCACAAUGACCGGAAUGGCGCAGCUGGAGAGGAAGAGGCUGUCUUCGUGCGCCGACGAUCCGGUGGCGGAGCUGUCUUCCAUGACGAGGGAAACUUGAACUAUAGUGUUAUAUCUCCGCGGACCUCCUUCACCCGCGAUAAACACGCAGAGAUGGUCGUGCGCGCUCUUCAUGGCGUUGGGGCUACAAAUACCAGUGUCAAUGAGCGACAUGAUAUUGUCAUGGCUCGGACCAAAGCCCUAGAAGAGUAUCCCGAUGAGCCUCCCACGCGCAAGGUCUCUGGUUCUGCGUUCAAGCUCACUCGGCACCGAGCCCUUCAUCACGGUACUUGUUUGCUUGAUUCGCCGAAUAUCAAUGAUCUCGGGAAGUACUUGCGGUCAUCGGCUCGUGGGUAUAUCCAAGCCAAGGGUGUUGAAAGUGUUCGGUCUCCAGUGGGGAAUGUGUCGGCUGCGCUUGCCGACUCGUUCUUUUCCAUGCAGGGCGUGGUCGCGGGCAUCAUUGAGCAAUUUGGCCGACUCUACGGGGUAAAUCCCGAUGCUGUUCGCAGGGCGCAACGAGCCCAUGCCAAUGAGCCUGAGGUCUUUGCGGGCGAUGAUUGGGUUGCGGGUACGGUGAGCGAAGUGCAGAGCGAGCAGGAACCUGAUAUUGCGAAGGGAAUCGCUGAACUGAGGUCGUUGGAGUGGAAGUAUACUCAAACACCACGGUUCACCUUCUCGACGUACCCCAUCGAAGAGGAUCCUCGUGAAAGGCCGCCAUUGCCUCCGUCGCUACCUUCAAGUACUCGCGCUUUUCUUCGCCUGCAACACGGCGCUGUUGUCGAAAGCCAUAUCUCCGUUUCAUCUGACGAGUCCACCGCCUCUGACCAAGCCAGUCGCGUUCAUGCAGUACUGAACGGACAGAAUUUACAUGAGCUUACCUUGGCACGGUGGUCCGAGAUCCUGAAACAGGGUCUCGGUGGGACGGAAGGUGUUGAUGACCCUCAAGUCAAAGAACUGGCCCGUUUCUUAGGUGGACUGUUGGGUGGUUGA
This is a messenger RNA of Penicillium soppii, 1326 nucleotides long. Its product is annotated as putative lipoate--protein ligase. Gene Ontology annotation, biological process: protein lipoylation. The transcript has a single exon. The record is from RefSeq and is a predicted model, not a curated record. Gene Ontology annotation, molecular function: lipoyltransferase activity. NCBI's taxonomy places the organism in Eukaryota, Fungi, Ascomycota, Eurotiomycetes, Eurotiales, Aspergillaceae. Bases 1 to 1326 code for a protein of 441 amino acids. Gene Ontology annotation, cellular component: cytoplasm; mitochondrion.